Thamnophis sirtalis is the source of this 2226-nucleotide messenger RNA. Lineage: Eukaryota; Metazoa; Chordata; Lepidosauria; Squamata; Natricidae. The record is from RefSeq and is a predicted model, not a curated record.
GAUCUUGGACUUUAGAAGAAUUCCCCCAGUUUCUGGACGCUUGGUGAACAUAAGCGAGGACAUUCGUGACAUUACCACAGAUAAGAAACUGUUUAAAACGUUUUUCAUCUCCCCAGCUGGCAACAUCUGUUUCUUUGGUGAGUGCUCCUACUAUUGCUCCACUGAACAUGCUUUGUGUGGCAAACCUGACCAGCUUGAGGGAUCCAUGGCAGCCUUGUUGCCUGACAAAAUAAUAGCUGGACGCCAGUCUUGGCGGAAUCCCUGGAGACGUUCCUAUUCCAAGAUCAAGAAAGCUGAGUGGGAGCUGAAUGAAAAUUACUGUGCUAAGAUUCGAAAGACACCGCCCUAUAACAACACAGCCCGGCUUCUGAAUCUCAUUGACAUGACCAUGCUUGAUUUUCUCAUGGGAAAUAUGGAUAGGCACCAUUAUGAGACAUUUGAAAAGUUUGGUAACCACACUUUUUAUCUUCACCUGGACAAUGGAAGAGGGUUUGGGAGACAUUCUCAUGAUGAAAUGUCUAUUCUGACUCCUCUUCGUCAAUGCUGCAUUAUUAAAAAGUCAACCUUCCUGCGGCUGCAACUGCUUGCUACUGAGCCUUUUCGCUUGAGUGAUGUCAUGCGUGAAUCAUUAGCUUCAGAUCCCCUGUCUCCAGUCUUAUCAGAGCCUCAUCUGGAAGCACUGGAUCGACGACUGAAAAAGAUAUUGGCUAUGGUGGAAAACUGCAAAAAGGCAGAUGGACCCAAAGAAGUAAUAGUUGAUGACUUAAAAGGAAAGCAGCAUUUUUAGUUCAGAGUAGCUAGAAAAGUGAUAGUGAUCUUACCUACAGUAGACACAAUAACCCCAACCACCUUUUUUUGUUCACUCAUGAAGAAAUUAUCUACCGUUGCUAUUUAUUGGGGAGGGGGGCAUCUAUAGUUUAUUGAGUUCCAAUAUGGAGCUGUGAACUUUGUCCACUGACAGAUCAGACAAUUUGUUUAUUUAACUAACUUCUAGAUGACCUGUUGCCUUAACAAUCAUGCACAGCAAGAAAUCAAUUCAGACUAUGGUGCCAACUUCCAGUCAAUUCGUCCAGAUUGCCUCUUGAGAGAGAAAAAAAGUAUCAGGAGUAAAAAGGGAUUGGAGGCUAGGGAGAGCGUACAGUAUCUCAUGUCACCAGUUCCUUGAAGUUGCCCAGAGGUUGCCUCUGCAGCUCUUGAUAGGAAAAAAAGUAUUUAUUUCUGACAACUGCUAGGCAAUAUUACCUACUAAGGCCUCUGGUACCAUGUUUUUCUAUUGCAUGAUCCUUUUAGAAAGGGCAAGAUGUGAACCUGGAAUUGUCUGCCUGAAAUCAUAUAAAUGGUUAUCUGAAUAAUUAGUUCCAUGUAUUAUGCAACAUUCUGCUUCAGGUAAUGACCAACUAAAUGGAAAUAUAUAUUUUGUACAGUAUGUAAACUGUUGUACAGGAACAUAACCAGUUCAUAGUGAGCCAUCCAGCCCAUAUUAUUGACCUUGACCAGUAGUGGCUCACCAGUAUUUUAGACAAUUUUCCCCCCAAGUCCUACUUGGUGAUUCCAAGAAUAAAAUUUUAGAUCUUUAGUAAAAAGAUGAAAUGCUUUAUGAUAUGGGAAGUCUACCCAUAGAGGGGAAUGUGUAAACUCAGGCAAGGCUCCUAUUGGGCAGGUAGCCUAUGGUUCUCCAAAUAUUCUUAUACAACAUCUUCAAGCAACAUCCAGAAGCACCAGCCAAUGAGACAGCCAAUGAAGGUUGCUGUUCAAAAGCAUCUUGACAGAUACAGGUUGCUUACUCCUGUCCUUGGAUAGGUGGAUUCAAAGGAAAACAUGCAUACAUAGUUACAUGAAUGAUUUAACAUGAUUGCCCAUGAAUUGGUUUUAUGGCCUUUUGGAUGGAAAGUUUUUAAAAGAAAUUAAAGAAAUACUAUUGUAGCUACUGUACAAUAACUGUAUUACAAAUUUAUUGGGAAUUUCAUGUUCUUAUUUUUCCAAGAAUAUAACAAAUGAAUGAAUAACAAAUUGUUUUAAUGAUAUUUUAGGUCUUUAGAGGGGAAAGUAGCCAAGGUAUAUUUCUACUGAAAAUGACAAGCAAAUGUGCCAUGGUUUAUUCAGGGUAUUGUGUUAACUCUAAAAAAAAAUGCAUCAUUUUUAUUAAUUGUGCCUCAGUGUUCAUACAUAUCUUUUUCAGGUUUUUCAUAGCAACAGAUUUUUUAGAUCCUGUUAAAUAAGAGUAUA